CCAUCACAGCAGAUAAAGUUUUCUGAGAGAAUGGCCUUAGAAAAUGGAGAGAAAGUUGAGGUUGCAGAGGCAAAGGCAAAGGCAAAGAAGAAGGAUUGGGUUGUUUUGUCCCUCAGAGUGGUUGCGUUUUUCGCCACUGCAUCUGCAACACUUCUCAUGGCUCUCAACAAACAGACCAAAACCUUUGUAGUUGCCAACGUUGGUAGCACUCCAAUAACAGCAACUCUCGCUGCAAAGUUUAGCCAAACUCCGGCUUUUGUGUUCUUCGUCGUAGCAAAUGCAAAUGCAAGUCUGCAUAACUUGGUGAUGAUAGCAAUGGAUGUAUUAGGAGCGCAAUACGAUUACAAAGGACUCAGGCUUGUCUGCAUUGCAAUAUUAGACAUGAUGGCCAUGGCUCUUGCAUCAGCCGGUGAUGGUGCAGCAACAUUCAUGUCAGAAUUGGGAAAAAAUGGUAAUUCACAUGCAAGAUGGGAUAAGAUAUGUGACAAAUUUGAAAGGUAUUGCAACAGAAGUGGUGGUGCCCUUGUUGCUUCUUUCAUUGGCUUCAUUCUCCUCCUCGUUAUUUCACUCAUGUCCAUCAUCAAAUUGCUCAAGCCAAAUCGCAUUAACCAUGCCUCUCCAUAGGAUCAUACAACACACAUGUUUUUCUUCCUUGCAACUGCUGUUUUUGUCGCAUACAAACAUAAAUAAACGUGUUGCCUGUUCUUUUUUGUAUCC
This is a messenger RNA of Vigna unguiculata (cowpea), 717 nucleotides long. Its product is annotated as CASP-like protein 1B1. Lineage: Eukaryota; Viridiplantae; Streptophyta; Magnoliopsida; Fabales; Fabaceae. The record is from RefSeq and is a predicted model, not a curated record.